AUGGCAGAAAUAAAUCCUCAAAUUUCUACAGCUGCCGUCAUCAGCUGGCAAAGUCGCGAUACCCUAAAGUACUUGGCCGAACCUGAUCCGAAGAACAACACCCUGACAUUCAAGACACGAGUGGACAAGACCUCCUCUCUCUUCGAAAUCAGUGUGCCUCUCUAUCUCAAGCUCACAGAGAAGAGAACACCGAAAGUCUCAGUCAUUUUAUGCAUUCCACUCUCAACAAUCGAGACAUUUUCAUACCAAAUGCUCCCCAUAGUCCCUCAGCCUGUGAGAGCAAAAUUCAGCCCUCAGGUCCUUGGCCUCGAUUUUAAACUCAAUGAGAAUAUUACUGUCCUCAUUCCUCUUUACGCUAAAGAACAGCCGGCCCAAGGCAAGACGCAAUCAGGUUUUGUUCUCGAUAAUAUUCGUGAAAUAUCACAGAUGAAAUCGUUCUCUGUUUACAUCGACCAUAGUGCUUUGUUCGAGGCCCAACUACAUGAAAUUCGCAAUGCAAUGAACGGAGGUCACUACCGGUUCACACGCAAAAGACAGCUUGACCUGCAGAGUCUUUAUCAAGGUGAAGGCGCCAAGAUUGCCCAUCUUCUUCCCCAGCCAGAACAGGCGCCCCCGCGCCCAGUUCGAAGAGCUGCCCGCUUACGAUGA
This is a messenger RNA of Fusarium tjaetaba, 648 nucleotides long. RefSeq lists its product as uncharacterized. The transcript has a single exon. The record is from RefSeq and is a predicted model, not a curated record. Bases 1 to 648 code for a protein of 215 amino acids. Lineage: Eukaryota; Fungi; Ascomycota; Sordariomycetes; Hypocreales; Nectriaceae.